This is a messenger RNA of Pangasianodon hypophthalmus (striped catfish), 3985 nucleotides long. It is a transcript of the gene cd164, whose product is annotated as CD164 molecule, sialomucin. The record is from RefSeq and is a predicted model, not a curated record. Lineage: Eukaryota; Metazoa; Chordata; Actinopteri; Siluriformes; Pangasiidae. Gene Ontology annotation, cellular component: cytoplasmic vesicle. The transcript has 6 exons. Bases 149 to 652 code for a protein of 167 amino acids.
CGUGGCAUCAAGAAAAACCUGCCACAUGACUCGCAAAGCAGGAAGUGCAUCAGCUUCAGUCUCAUAAACCAUACUGUACAUCCAGCAGGGAAGAGUGUCCUGUCCAGUGUUCUGUCUGGGGAAAAAAUAAGCGAUCAGUAACAGCAAGAUGUUUUGGAGAAUCCUCUUUGCGACCCUUGUGCUGUCUGUUUUUGGGUCUUCUGUGGGCGCAGAUGACAAGUGUGAAACACUGACUUCCUGUGAAGAAUGCACAAAUACAACUGGAUGCGCGUGGGGGACAUGCCCAAAUAAUAGUAUCUCCUGUUAUGACGUCGAAUCGGGACAAAACUGCAACAGCACCAACUGCACACUUGAGCCAACUACAGCUCCUUCAAAUCUGACCACUGCAACGACCGCCAACGCCACUACAGCAACCGCCAGCACCACCACUGCCUCUAAUACUACAUCUGCACCAGCCACGUCCACUUCCACUGCAAGUACCACCACGUCAAAUGCCACCACAACAUCACUGCCACCCAGUCCUCAGAAGAAAUCUACGUUCGACGCCGCCAGUUUCAUCGGCGGGAUCGUCCUUGUGCUCGGCCUUCAAGCUGUCAUCUUCUUCCUCUACAAGUUUUGCAAGUCCAAGGACCGCAACUACCACACUCUGUAAAAUACGGCACUGUUUAGAGGCACCGCGUUGCACGUCAACUUCAUGUGUACACACACACACACACACACACACACACACAACACAACACACACACACAAACUCUUCGAUCUUCCUCCAUCCUCUUGUGCCACAUGAUUAUUUGAUGCCUGUGGUUUGAGCUUUACAUUUAAAUGAAGUGAGGAUGUGAGUAUACACACACACACACACACACACACACACACACACACACACACCCCGCCCUGAAGCAGUGGCAUUGUCACUUAUCCCAUUCCCAUGUCUGUCUUAUAGCUUCCUUAUUCACAACUUCUGUCCAUUUUUAACACUUCUCCAUUAUCAGUCUUCUCUCCCAACAGUUCAAUUAAAAAUAAUCCCUCCACUACUCUAGGCUGCAUAUUAUUAUUAUUAUGUCCAUGCCGCCAUUUUGUUGCCAGGUUUUCAAUGUCACUGCUUUAUGAGGUGGAGGUUAAACAUCACCAGUACCCGCUUCCUUACAUUUAGCAUAAUCUGAGCUGGGUUAUGUUUUGACAUGCAAGAGUUUUAGUGAAGUCACACUGGUUUGUUUGUUUUUCUGCAUACCUUGUUCACGCAGACUUAGCAUCAUGAGAACGGAGGGCAGAUACGUUCCUCCACCCACAUAAUUUCAGUCUCCCUGAAGCCAUAGAUGCAUGUCGAAAAGAUUUUUUUUUUAGAAUGUCUUUGGUUGUAAUUUAUUUCUUGCUCGAAGCUUUGCUUUAAAAAAAAAUCACAGGCUGUUAGUAUAUUUGGCGAUUGCUCCUUUUUUUUUUUUUUUUUUUGGCUCUUAUGUUGUUAAUAUCAUUCUUCUUUUUUCGCACCUUUAAUUUUCAACCAAACAACAGAGCAUGACCUGUUUGCAAUAAAUUCUAAUAACUAGCUCAGUCCUUUGCGGUCUAACGACUGCAUUGCCAGGAUUAGUGAAUAUAAAGCCACUAGCCGAAUCCGUUGCUAAAAAUGAUAAUAACGAAACCUUUUCCAAGAAGUUUUUUUUUUUUUUUCCCCCCCAAAGAGGGUUGGAGAUGAUGGUUGGUUUAACUUGACAUGUUUUUGUCUCCCCUCCCUCUUCUUUGAGCCUUAAAGUUGUGAAUGCAUAAGUAUAGACUCUGGUCUGCCACUUCCUGCUGGAGCAGGCUGUGUGUGUGCGUGCUCUAUAUUAUCAGCGAGGUUGAUAAAGGCUGCCAGCUGGACUGUUUGCUAUAUUAUAAAGAAUAUAUUAAUUAAUGAUUAGUUAGCAGUAGUUCAAUUCUGCGCCGAGGUUCGUGAAAUCAUUCCGAAGCCUCGGCGCUCUAGCCUGCCUUACGCUUUCCUGCUACGUGUCGGCUUUUACGGUCCCUUCGUCUUGAAGGGAACAAACUUUUUGUGAGAGUUCUCCUGAAUAAUCAAAAGGAAGUACGUUUAUUUACUGGUGUGAAAAUCUUACGGUACUAAAAAAAAAAAAAUCACUAAACACGCUCUUUUUCCACUGCAGCUGUAUGUUUUUGCCAAAAUGUAUUUGUUUUUUAAUAGAACGAAGGAAGACUCUUGUCAUCUGUGAUUUCAGGCCACAGGUCAGAGGUCAUUCACAUCCUGUUUUUUUUAAGUAUUCCCCUUUUGUUCAUUCUCAGAGAAGUGCAUCAAAAGUGUUGGAGUGAAAAAAAGGCUGUAUUGAAAACUCAAUCUGAGCUGCUUUGUCUACAUAAGAAAGUAUCAUUUCUUAAAAACUGAUUUCUCCGAAUUUUCCCAUAUAUAGUAAUUCAGGAAGCCAUUUUCGGUUACCUAGUGACAAUAUAUGUGAUUAUUAUGGUGUGUUUGUUUUCUUCACCUGCCAAAAUACACGUAAGCCACGCCGCAUGUUGUUGUGUACUUAGUUUGAUACACUGUUCAUUAAAUUGCUGGAGGAGAAUAGUGCCUGAAAAGAAAUGAAGGGUUAGAGAUUUGAGCAGUCUUGAUUAGCUUGCUGCUAAUAAUGCGAUGCCGUCUGUUUUGAUAAAUACCUUGUCAUUCUGUCAGGUUGGGUGAAGUUCUUAUUAAAGCUGUUUUUUUUUUUUUUUUUUUGUGUGUGUGCCAUGAUUUUUUUUUAUUUUAUUUUUGUUCUUCUGACUUUGCUUGGAGCCUUAAUUAUUGCUGUCAUUUUGAUUUCGAUCCAUUAAACGUCUGCUGUCAAAACCUCGCAUGUUUCACCAAAACCACUUAAAAGCCAAGUUUGUGUUAUUUGAACCGAUUGCUUUUACGCCAAAGGUGUCCAUCUGAGCGUGAUAAACGGCUCCGUUAACUUUUUGCCUUGCACUGGGAUUGUCGGUCACGUUAAACGUUAAUACAAAAUUUACUGCACGCCUGUUUGCUUGAAGCGGAUCCUACUUUAAUUUUUGUCUAGACAUCGAUUUGUGUAGCAUGCGAUUUUUGUUAGUGACUACCAUAGCUAGGAAGAAUAACCAGAGUCACAUUAUUGUGUCAAGGUUAUAUUCAAGGAUCCCUUUUUUUUUUUUAAAUGUAAAAUAUAACAUGGAGUGAUGCUAGGGUCGAUUUUCAGAUUGUUGCCCACAGAGAGCUACCUGAUCUCAUCUGUGCGUCUCUCUCUCUCUCUUUCUCUCUCUCUCUCUCUCUCUCUCUCUCUCUCUCUCGAUUCACAUGCUCCUGUGGUAUCCUCCAUGUCUGUUUCACAGAGACCCAGAGCUCGUCUGUGUGGCUCGGUAGUGUUCGGAUUAGACCCAUGCCGAAUCAGGAGCACUGUUGAUUUCCAUAGAAACAGCCAUGAUAAAUUAACCCACUUUAUUUUUGUUGUUUCUUCCUAAGCUGUAAUUACUUAUUUCUUGUUGGACCUCUUGAAAACGAAGUGCCUUAAUGAUGUAGAAGGUUUAAAAAUGAAGAUGUUUCGUCUUUAAAACACAUUGAUCCUUACGGAAACGUUGCAUGUUCUUGCCUGGGUGAAAAACGAUGUCUGAAUGCCAAUAUGAUGUAGAAACCUGAGAGUUGAGUGGAAUGCUUACUCCAUUGUCCUCUCUCUGUUGGUUUGUAUAAAAAUCCCAGCACUUAUUUCCUUCUCUCAGUUUUUCGGUUUAGGUUUAGCCCUGCUGUUUAGUACGAGUGUGUAUCCGAACCGUAGACAACCUUUGAUCUCGAUGUAUUAAAGUUUGCCUGAGUGAGAGAACAAUACACACUCUAGGACUUGCAAUUGCUUUAUGUUUCCACAAGGUCUGCCUUAAAAUGUUUUCAGCUCUGUAAUCUUUUUUUUGUUUAUUUUUUGUUUUUGCAUUAUUUGCUUUAGUUUUGCAGUGGCGAUUAGGUUUGAAGAUGUUAAAAUUCAAUAAUUAAUUAAAAACUGAGUAAUGUAAAACAACA